AUGUGGACCCUUGCAUCGUUUUUAUUUCUGAUAACAAUAUAUAGGUUAUCAUUACUAACGCAAGCGGCAAAUGGGCCUGUACAAAGACGUUUUGAAUACAAGCACAGCUUUCGUGCACCUGAUUUAUCUUUACGUGAUGGUACUAUACCAUUCUGGACAGUUGUUGGUGAUGCAUUAGCUUCCAGUGAACAACUUCGAUUAGCACCGUCUAUGAGGAGUCGAAAAGGACUUGCAUGGAAUAAGCGGGUAAUGGCUGAAUCAGAUAACUUUGAAAUUCAAGUUGCUUUUCGAGUAACUGGGCAGGGCCGUAUUGGUGCUGAUGGUAUUGCUAUCUGGUAUACUGCUCAGCAACCUACUCUUGGUCCUGUAUUUGGAGCAAAUGAUUACUGGAUAGGAAUGGGGCUUUUCUUGGAUUCUUUUGAUAAUGAUGCCCAAAAAAAUAAUCCAUUUGUGGCGUUAAUGAUUAAUGAUGGUACUAGGCAGUAUGAUCAUCAGACAGAUGGCUCUCAACAAAUGCUUUCAGGUUGCCAGAAAGAUUUUCGUAACAAACCAUAUCCGGUACAUUUGAAAAUUGAGUAUCUUCACAAUAUUAUUACCGUAUCAAUAUCCGAUGGUCUGCAAGCCAUACCUCGUUACGAAUUAUGUCUUCGCUCAGAAAAUAUAUUUUUGCCAAAGAACGGGUUUUUCGGUAUUUCCGCUGCUACGGGCGGUUUAGCAGAUGAUCAUGAUAUUGUAAAGUAUAGCGUAUUUUCAUUAUAUACCGAUAGAGGACUAGCGCCUUCAGCUCUUCCACAAGAGGAAAAGCAGAAAUAUGAUGCUGAAUUUGAAAGACAAAUGAAGGAGUAUGAAAAAGAACGACAAAAAUUCAAAGAGGAGCAUCCGGAAAAAGCAAAACCAGAUACAUUUGAUGAAAUUGCUGAAGUAUAUGAAGAUGCAUCGCAGAGAGAAAUGAGGAUGAUUCUUGAAAUGCAAACAAAUAUCCGUCAAAUUCUACAACACCUGGAAAGUCGAUUGCAGGAUAUCAGUCAGCAACAAAAUGUUCAAUCUUCACUGAUUCAACAGUGUACAGGUAGAGUUGGCGGAGGUGAACCAAGUGAAGUGGCUGUCGGUACUGGAAAUUUCCAGCAGCAUGAAAAGGAUGAAGCAUUGCAGUCACUACGGGAUUUAACAUCAAAUAUCCGGGAUAUGAAGAGCUACCUAAAUGAAAUAUUCACUCGUACCUAUAAUCUGGAGCAGAAAAUUGGAGAUGGAAGUUCAGUGGGAUCUCUCUCUGGCACUACACCAGAUCCAACUUUACGAUCUCUCAUGGAAACAAUACAAAAUGAUGUACGACAAAUUAGAACAACGCAGCUUGGAACGCCAAGUGCUCAAGUUCCUGGUGGUAAUUGUGAAAACGUUUCCUGUUUGUCAUCAUCAUUUUUCAUAACUAUUAUUUUAGCGCAGAGUGCAAUUAUCAUUUUCGUCCUGUGGAUAAGAAGCAAGCCGGAGAAAGCGAAAUUUUAUUAA
This is a messenger RNA of Cercopithifilaria johnstoni, 1506 nucleotides long. Lineage: Eukaryota; Metazoa; Nematoda; Chromadorea; Rhabditida; Onchocercidae. The record is from the annotation of a GenBank genome assembly.